Symbiodinium sp. CCMP2592 is the source of this 1236-nucleotide messenger RNA. The record is from the annotation of a GenBank genome assembly. NCBI's taxonomy places the organism in Eukaryota, Dinophyceae, Suessiales, Symbiodiniaceae.
AUGAUACUGGAGGAUGAGGAAAAGUGCCAGGAGAUGGCGAAUGUCCGGCGGCGAUUCUUGGAGCAGGCCGGUACCGAAUGCGUGAAUCAAAUCCGAGGUUUUAUCACGGAAGUGGCAUCAAAGUGCCCCCACGACGAGGCGCCAGCCUGUCAAGAUUUUCUUUGGAGCAUCUUCACAUGUGGUGAGCACAUGGUUAGCAAGGCGACGCACCGAAAGAGACAUGGCGAUACUGCUGAGAACGCUCGAAGCGACAACAUCAUACCGGACUGGUACGCUCCCCUCAUCCAAGCUUCGAGGUCAGGAGCACUGCUCUGGGCCGGCUUCUGGGACGGUGAUGAGUCCGGAAGAGGCACUUUACAAGCACUGGAGGACUUCGCACGCAUGGUUGACCAUGAACCUGUGCACCCCAACACCUUUAUCGGGCGAGCUGUUAGAAAUCAAGGCGACUUUCAGUCCUGCUUUACGGAUGGGAGCAAGGCCGCAAAGAGGGCCAUGCAUCACUUCUGGACAUAUACCAGCUUUGCUUUUGUGACAGGCAUGGCAAUGACAGACCAGAGGUGGGUCAUCGCCAUCGUGAAUAAGCCGAUGGAGGGUGAGCGGCCUCUCCAGGAUUCUGUCUUGGCAUUGUACGAGGCUCCCAGCAUUGGUGCUGCCUCGCAUCGCUUUGGGUGGAGGCCGCUCCUUCUUGUAAUCGACCUCCUGGGCACCUGCAGCGAGACGAUGCCCCUCCUCGUGGAGAACGCUAUGGAAGGAUGGCAGCGCAUGAAGUACCAUUAUGGUCAUGUCUCUGGCCUGCGGUUAGAGAAGGUGGAAUGCAUCCCGUGUCCACCGCCUGGCUGUAGUCUCAAUCAGGAGCUGGCGGACCAGGCACGGCGACGGGUGAGUGCCGAGAUGGCGCGCCGCAGCGGGCCCAGUGGAGGCCUUCCCAGGCCGCUGCAGGAUCGUGUUUUCGAGGCCAAAGAUGUGGCUUCGGUUGCUCCCGUCACCCUGCAACUGCAGCGCGCAUUCGCGACACUGGCAGGCAUCCUGGCCACGCAAGCCGUGGCCUUUGCUGACGCAGCCCUGACGGCUUUCUGUCGCCGCGAGGUGGACGAGGCCAUGAACCGCAUUGAUUUCAGCCCGGAGCAGCGUAAAGUCUUGGAGGACCGCCACGCCGAGCUCCUGGAAGUUUCUAAGCAGGUGGAUGGCAGACUCUCGUCCGUCCGACGAUGCGUGAUGGUCCUACGAAGCGCAUGA